Messenger RNA from Salvia hispanica, 1881 nucleotides. NCBI's taxonomy places the organism in Eukaryota, Viridiplantae, Streptophyta, Magnoliopsida, Lamiales, Lamiaceae. The record is from RefSeq and is a predicted model, not a curated record.
AUGUGGAGCCUCAAAGCCUGGGAUGAUAUGAAUGUGAAAUCCUUGUUUCCGGAUACAAACAAUGGAAGUCGAGUUGUUGUGACUACUAGGAAUACGAAUGUAGCCAAUCACUUGGCCGAUCAUCGCAUUGCAAUGAGGUUUCUAGAUGGAGACACUAGUUGGGAUCUAUUUUGUCAAAAUGCAUUUGCAGAGCAACGAGGUUGUUGCCCUCCCGAGUUGGAGGAGACAGCAAGGAAGAUCGUUGCACGGUGCAAAGGACUUCCCCUAGCAAUUGUUGUUGUCGGAGGCCAUCUCAGGAAGUCCCCAACGGCUCUAGCCUACUGGGAGAAUGUUGCACAAUCAAUUUCGUAUUCUACAGGGAACGACGAGCAAUGCUUGAAUGUGUUAUCUUUGAGUUAUCGAUACUUGCCUGCUCAUCUAAAGCCGUGCUUCCUACUCCUUGGAGCAUUUCCAGAAGAUGAAAAGAUUUACGCGCAGGAUGUUCUUAAACUUUGGAUCGCUGAAGGAUUUAUACAACGUUUUAACGCUUCCCGCUUGGAAGAGGCUGCAGCGUGUUAUUUACGGGAUCUUUAUAUGAGAAAUCUCAUUUUACUGGAUACAUUGGACUAUAAGGGAGAUAUAGCAGUAUUUAAAGUACAUGAUCUAGUAAGAGAAAUGUGCCUACAGACUGCCAAGAAAGAGGAGUUUUUUUCUGUAUUCCAAACUUCAGCAGCCAUAAUAACUAGGGAGCGCCGCGUUGUAAUUAGUGGAGAAGUGAAUCAUGAAAUAAUAGCCCCGGAUGCUCCAGUCCGUUGCCUGAUAUGCAUUGAAGGUCGUUACGAUAUAAACACUCUGUAUGACUUGAAACUGUUGAGAACGUUGAGUAACGUUGCUACGACAUUCAUAAGUGAGUCUAUUUUCCAGCAAGUUAACUUGCGGUACCUUAACGUGGAUCUUGUUUACAUCCCUCGCCCUGUUUGUUAUUAUCUUCCCUCGUCGAUAUCAUUGCUCUGGAAUCUGCAAAUAUUGACAAUUAUAGUACCGGAUCAAUCGAAAGUGAUUGCACCGUAUGGGAUUUGGGAGAUGCUGCAGCUUAGGCAGAUUGAGGUCGACGCGAUUUGUCUCAUUGAUCCGCUUCCGGUAGAUCAAGCAGAUGAGUUGGUUAUGAGAAAUCUAUGCACACUUUUGAAAGUGGAGAAUUUCAGACUUAGUGAAGAGGUUUGCAAGAGAAUCCCGAAUGUGAGAGAACUAAAGUUAUCCUAUUGUGAAGAAGUAAGUUGGCCAUAUUACUGUCCCCGCAAUCUUGGCUGCUUCCAUCAGCUGCAAAACCUGGCAUUGCAGUUUGAUUUUAAUUCCAAGUGGCGCGAGUUCGCCACGAGCCUCACUUUCCCAAGCUCUCUCCGGGUGCUGCGGUUAAGCGGCUGUGGUGUUGAUUGGGAAGAGCUGACAACGAUGGUUGGAUCAUUGCCCCGUCUUGAAAUGCUUUCGUUGUUUCCAAACUCGGUCGUUGGAUCUGUCUGGACACCCGUUGAGGGCAAGUUCUGUCGCUUGAAAGCCUUGAAGAUUUAUGGCUGCAGUGAUUUAGUCUGUUGGAAUGCUGACAGAUCCCAUUUUCCAGUCCUCGAAGAUCUUCGUCUAAGAGACUUGUCUGAGCUGAUUGAGUUCCCUUCGGACGUAGGAGAAAUAGCAACGCUCGAAUGCAUUGAUUUGAGGUUUUGCAGCGCGUCAUCGACUAUUUCAGCGAUGAGAACACUGGUGGAACAAGAGGAGCUUGGUAAUGAGAGCCUUCGACUUACUGUAUAUUUUCGGGGUGACGAGGAAACAAUUGAGAGCUUCAAGAAUGAGAUUCAAGAAGAGGGUCUCACCAGCAGUAAUUUGAUUCUGCGUCUCAUAAGUCCCUAA